UGUGAAAUGUGGUGAAAAUCUUUGCAUUUGUGUGCUAUCAAACGAGAGAACAAUCUUAAUGGAUCCUGAUUUGUAUGAAGCUGUACAAGAGGGCAAUCUAAAUGCCAUGAGAGAAAAGAUGGAACUUAUCAGCACCACUCAAUUGACACCAAACAAGAAUACUUUACUCCACGUUGCUGCCCAGUUCAACAGCUCCGAGGAAUGCGCAUCAGAAAUACUCAAGAUAAAUGGAUCCUUACUCCAUGAAGUGAACUCAGAUGGGGAGACUGCGCUCCACGUUGCUACAAGAAAUGGCAUGGAGAAUGUUGGGAUAGUGAUGAUGGAAUUUGCGAAGAGAAUUGAUCGAGAGCUUGAAGCUGGAGGCGUAGACGAAAAACUCAAAAGGUUGCUAACAUUGAAAAAAAUAUACAUGGAGACACUGCACUGCAUGAGGCUAUAAGGAAUAAUCGUCCAUCUAUGGU
This is a messenger RNA of Olea europaea var. sylvestris, 461 nucleotides long. RefSeq lists its product as uncharacterized. Lineage: Eukaryota; Viridiplantae; Streptophyta; Magnoliopsida; Lamiales; Oleaceae. Bases 59 to 439 code for a protein of 126 amino acids. The transcript has a single exon. Gene Ontology annotation, molecular function: protein binding. The record is from RefSeq and is a predicted model, not a curated record.